ACAUGAUAAAAUAUUUUACCAGGUUGUGGAUGAUUUGGAUAAUACAAAACGGUUCUGUUUGGAUGAGCAUUUGUAUUCACCUGGAUAUUGGGAUCCAUCUUUUGCGUUAUGCUAUGCAUCUUGGACAAGGAUGUGUGGAGUUAAAUCUUGGCCUUCUACUAAAGAAAGAAAAUAUUCAUUUGUGCCAACUAAUCUGCCAUCUUAUAUAAGAGAUAGUUUAUCUAUUUCUGUGCCAUCAUAUAUUACUCAGAAUAUAACAUCUCUUGAUCCAGAAGUUGCAAUGGAAAUAAGAAGACAUUGUACAAGUUACGGAAGUGCAUUUGCAACAAGACAGAAAAUGUCGCCUUACACAGAAACAAAUACUUUGAACCUUUUGCCCGAAAACAUAAAAAUUGAACCCUGGUUACAAGAGAAAGAAGUCGAUGAAACACAGUCCGAUGUACAUAAUGAUAGCGAAGAUACUAUGUCUGAUACGACUCUUAGCACUUUAUCAGGUGCGGAGGCAGUAUUUGAAUCUGCUGAUGAAGAUGAAUGGGAUGUGUAUUUAGACAAUGAUUUUUCAGAUCUCAAGAAAUUGUUAGAAGAAACAAAUUUAGACAAGGAAACGUGCGAAAAAAUAUUAAUUCAAGUAAAAUUACUUAUCGUCAAAAAUAGAAAUUCGCUUCAUAAUGCACUAUAUAGUAAAAAGAUAGUUCAAAAAGAAUUAGAAAAGCUGAGAAUUGCAAGAAGAAUAAAAAUCAACAAGAUUCAGAAAGACAAAAAAAAUCUACACCAAGAAAUGGAGAAGAUAAAAAAUGAAUUCAAGGAACGCCUUUCGGAAAUGAAAGAUACCAAAGACACAAUCGAUUGGGAACAUCAAAAUAAAGAAAUCGAAAAGUCAAACAACAGUAAUCCUGAUUAUUUGCAUCUACUGAGUCAAAAUGAAUAUCUGCAGAAGCAAGUUUUCUCCCUUCAGAGAGAAAUUGAUAAAAUGAAAGAUUAUUUAACAGAAUCAUCAGUAACUACUCCGGAGGAAAACGAAAAUAAAGCUGUUGGAGACGUUUCUUCAUCACUAACAACAACAGCAUCAUCGCCAACACCGACAACAACUACAACUACAACAAUCUCAACAGAGAGCACAGAGAAAAGCUCUACCGAAGCAUCUAUAAAAUAAAAGAAAAACCGUGUAGAUAUGACAUUAUUUUUGGCCAAGUUUGAUACCGUAUUGGUAAGAAAGAACAAAUAUUUCUUCUUUCCACAAUCGGUAAAUGUUUAUUUGUUCGAUUGCAAUCAUUUGCAGAUAUUUCAUCAGCCGAGUUUAUCUGUAUUGCUUCAAACAAGUGCAGCCUUACAAAAUGAACAUCUGUUGAGUCUCAGAUAAUUUUAUUGUUAGUUUGGACAUGUGACUAUUCUUCUGCAAUUUGGGAUUGUUCUUCCCUUCAAAAUAUAUA
This is a messenger RNA of Centruroides sculpturatus (bark scorpion), 1430 nucleotides long. RefSeq lists its product as uncharacterized. The coding region runs from base 131 to 1153 and encodes 340 amino acids. The record is from RefSeq and is a predicted model, not a curated record. The transcript has 5 exons. NCBI's taxonomy places the organism in Eukaryota, Metazoa, Arthropoda, Arachnida, Scorpiones, Buthidae.